AUGGAUUCUCCUGAGAAAGAUUUGGAUAUAAAAAAUAAUAAAGGAUUUAAUCCAGAUUUUGCUCAUCAUUUUUUUAUUGAAAAUGAACAAAUUCCCAUAUUAGAAAAUCAUGAAACUUAUAUUCAUAUAUUUUAUUCAUGUAAUUGGUUUGAUAUUUAUGUGGAUAUCCAAGUAAUUCCAAUAAAAAAUAAGAAAUAUGAAAUAACAAACAAUUUUGAUGGUAAUAUUAAAAAAUAUCGUGAAAAACUUCUAAAUAUACUUAAAAAUGUACCUUUUGAAGGUGAUUUUUGUUCAUAUGAGGAAUUUAUUUAUAGGCUUAAAAAUAUCCCAUUCGAUACCCCUCCUGGAGACAUAUCUAUAAAUUUUACAUGCAGAGACGGAAUUAUUGAAGUUAUGAGAAUAGACCUUGCUAAUAUGAAUAAAUUAAAUUGGCCUAUAUAUAAUAAUAAUAUUAAACAUCCAAUUGUAAAAAACUUUAGUAUUCUCCAUAGAAGAAUGGAAUGGUUUUUACAUUGGUAUAUAGAAUCCGCCUCUUCUAUUGAUCAAGAAGAUCGUUGGAUUGUAUGGUUACCUUAUUUUAAACAUAAUUCUUCAUAUUUAGCUACUGGAUUAAUGACUACAUAUAGUUUUUUUGCAAUUCCUAAAAUACGUUUAAGGAUUUCACAAUUUCUAAUUUUACCCCAAUUUCAAGGACAAGGUAUUGGACUACAAAUUUUAAAACAUAUUUAUAAUAUUGCAUUACAAGAUGAUAAUAUUAUGGAGAUUACAAUAGAAGAUCCUGCACCUUCGAUGAUACAACUUAGAGAUAUUUUAAAUAUUCAAUUAAUUCUUGAUAAUAAAUUAAUAAGUAAUAAAUUUCUUCAACCACUUGAUACACAAAAACUUUUAGAAAUACUUGAGACAACUGAAAAGACAAAUGAAUGCUUAAAAAAAAUUACUUUAAGUUGUUUUAUUAAUAAUAUCACUUGGAAUGAACUUAAAGUAAAGAUUCAUUCUUGUACUAAAGAAUCUCCAAGGCAAAUAGAAAGAAUUCUUCUUUUUUUAGCAUUUGCUAGAUUUAUGAAAGACCCAUUACCCCCUUUAAAUAUAAAUUCUACAAUCGCUUCAACUCGUGGAUUAAGAAUUAAAAAAUAUAUUACUCAAAAAGAAAAUAUUAAUAUUAAUGAAAUGGAUACUGAUGAAGUAAAUACUCAAAUACAACAAAAAAUUAAUAGACUCUUCAGAAUAGCAGUAAAACAUAAACUACUUGCAGAUAAUGCUGAAUAUUUACUUAAUUUGUCACAAGCUGAAAUGUUACAGAAUUUGGAUAAUUUAUGGAAUAAAUUGUACAGUAGCUUUUAUAUAUCUAUCAAGAAAAUAAGAUCUUUAAGUUAA
Molecule: messenger RNA, 1374 nt
Organism: Cryptosporidium muris RN66
Lineage: Eukaryota; Apicomplexa; Conoidasida; Eucoccidiorida; Cryptosporidiidae
Exons: 3
Coding region: 1-1374 (457 amino acids)
Biological process (GO): subtelomeric heterochromatin formation
Cellular component (GO): nucleus
Molecular function (GO): histone H4 acetyltransferase activity
Source: RefSeq, a predicted model, not a curated record